Oppia nitens is the source of this 1696-nucleotide messenger RNA. RefSeq names its product transmembrane protein 104-like. The coding region runs from base 47 to 1660 and encodes 537 amino acids. NCBI's taxonomy places the organism in Eukaryota, Metazoa, Arthropoda, Arachnida, Sarcoptiformes, Oppiidae. The record is from RefSeq and is a predicted model, not a curated record. The transcript is spliced from 6 exons.
UUUAUUUAAUUUGUUGACCAAUCAAUCAAACAAUCAACGAAAAAAAAUGUCUUACAGUAAUAUACCGCUAGUAGUUAUGGCCAACAGUCCAGUAGCCGGUGAUACAUAUAGUCCACUCACAUGUUUGGUCUAUCUAUUCAAUCUGAUUGUGGGAACGGGAGCCCUGACAAUGCCGGCCGCUUUCGGUCACGCGGGUUGGUUGGCCAGUACGGUAAUUGUCGUACUGUUGUGUAUUGUCAGCUAUAUUACCACAACGUUUGUCAUUGAGUCCAUGUCAUUGGCCAAUGCACUCAUCAAAUAUAAUAAACAAAAAGACUAUAAGACUACCGAUGAUGACGAUGAUGAUGGAGAAGGAGACACCCAAUCGGCCUCCAGCGAUGACAAUACAUCGGGUGGCGACCGUAAAGGCAGUAAAUAUCAGGAGAAACCGUCGACGUCGGCGGCGGCGAUGGAGGAGUCGUCGUCAUCAUCUACAGGACAGUCCAAUCUUUUUGAUAUUACCGAAAAAGUCGAAUUGGGAGCCAUGGCUGACCUAUUCUUCAACAGUUGGGGCGUCCAAUUGUUUUACAUAACAAUCGUUGUCUAUCUGUUGGGCGAUUUGGCCAUCUAUGGUGCAGCCAUUAGCAAAUCGAUGCGUGAUGUUACCUGUAACUACAAACAUGACAACUGUUCGCAAAAGUUAACACUCGACGACCAGUGCUGGACAGGUGUACCGUCGGUUAGCCGUCAGAAUGCCUACCGAAUCUAUUUGGCCCUAACAUUGCUGUUUGUCGGUCCGUUUGCCUUUUUUAACGUACAAAAGACUAAAUACUUGCAAAUAGCAACAACAUUGUUACGAUGGACGGCAUUCAUCUCAAUGACAAUCAUCGCAUUGAUCGCCCUGUCCUCAGGUAAGGCCAACGCCCGGCCGUCCACAUUCACAUUUAGCGGUAUACCCAAUCUGUUCGGUGUCUGUGUCUACUCAUUCAUGUGUCAUCAUUCGCUACCAUCGUUGGUCACACCGGUUACCGACAAACGGCGCAUAUUUCGUUACAUACUAUGCGAUUAUACACUUAUACUUGGCUUCUACUGUCUCCUAUCGUUUACCGGUAUCUUUGCCUUCAAUCACUUGCAGGACAUCUAUACACUCAACUUUGAGGUUCCUCAGUGUUCGUCGGGCAGCGAGGAAGUCAUAAAACCGGUUCCCGUAUUGGACUACUUUCUACCGUUGUUUCCAGUGUUUACAUUGUCGUCAAGUUUCCCGAUAAUAGCCAUAACAAUGCAAAACAAUUUACGGACACUCUAUACCGGGUGUUUUCCGCAAAACCGUCUGAACCAGUCGUUCAUUGGCCGUCGACUACUAUUCCCGUUGAUUGCAAUCGUACCGCCGAUGAUCAUUGCAUUUGCUACCGAAGAUCUGCAAAUACUGGUCGGUAUUGUCGGCUCGUAUGCCGGCGCCGGCAUUCAGUACGUAUUUCCCGCACUGUUGGUCUAUUUUGGCCGACGGCGAUUGUUGGGCGGCGGCGGCGACGGCGAUGCCGCCGCCGGUUUCGGUACCGGCGGUAUGACUCGUAUUGUCUCACCGUUUGGCCACAAACUGUGGGUAGUCUUAGUCCUAAUCUGGUCUGUGAUAUGCAUUAUAUUAGUUACCGUCGAUCAUGUGAUUCAAUUGUCUAAAUAAAUAAUUUUUGAUUUAUAUAAUUAAAUAGAAAAAAAC